Gaeumannomyces tritici R3-111a-1 is the source of this 636-nucleotide messenger RNA. RefSeq lists its product as hypothetical. NCBI's taxonomy places the organism in Eukaryota, Fungi, Ascomycota, Sordariomycetes, Magnaporthales, Magnaporthaceae. The record is from RefSeq and is a predicted model, not a curated record. The transcript has 3 exons. The coding region runs from base 1 to 636 and encodes 211 amino acids.
AUGGCUCAAUUACUCAACACCGAAUGGGUUGCUCUAUGGCUUUCCUUAAUCGACAGCGAAGGGAUGUCGACUGGAAGCUCAACAACAAGGGAGAAUAGUCCUACACGAUACGAGCCAUAUAAACAGCCGGAGCUAAACCCUCUCCCAAGUGCCCUCUGGGAUCAGCCGUUCGGGUUUCCGAGCGAUGCCCCAGAACUAGACCCGGCCACAUCUGAAAACCACAGUGGAGAAAGCACAGAUCCGCCGCUCGGGUUUCCAGAAGAUACCACAGAACUGCACCCGGAAAUAAACGUCAGCGAUUCCGAUGGAGAAAUCACAAACAGCUUGCCGGAUACAGCCCCUCCUGGAAGUGUUUCAGAAGCCUUGUUCGAUGGCCGGGCAGGGGUGGGCAAGCGGCCAGAGGGGGUGGCCAGGCCACUCACCAGGCGGUGCAGCUUCCACGCGCCCACCGCACUUUUUAUUGUGCAACCACCAAGACCUGCCGUCUGGCCGCUCACCGUACCGCUCGCGAAGACGGCAUGUUUCCAGCCAAAACAUGGCGUCCAAUUACUUACGCAUUACCCUCCCCACAUGCCGCAGAGCCUUAUGGAGGGGUCUAGAGCUCAGGGUCAACCCGGGAACAGCCAAUCGUUUUAA